GCGCGGCGCGGCGGCCGCAUCUCCCCCGUCCCGUUCCGUUUUGACCGCCGUCUCCAAUCCCUCUCCCCAAGUCCACUCCCCUUCCUCCUCUUCCGCAGCCGCAGUAGAACCCGGCAGUAACCCGCCGCCGCAAGCAUCCCACCGCGCCGGGGGCGACGCGGCGUCUCAACCCGACCCAACCGCAGCGGCAGCAGCCAGCCAGCAAGGCAGCAGCCACCGCUCUCCUCUAUAAAUCCAUCCCCACACCUACCGGCUCCAAGGCCUCAGCCUCGCUGCCUCGCUUUCCCCAAAUCCGCCGCGGACUCCAGAGCUCGGAGGAGAGACGAGACGACCCAAGCAAGACUUCGCCGCGCCUUUGCUUCCUGCGCAAUUCUUGCGGCGUGCCGCGCCUUUUUUCCUUUUUCUUUCCAUGGACAGCGACUACGUUGCCAGCCUGCUCAUGGGCCACUCUGCCGCCCCGGGGCUCGACUUCGCCGCGCUGGACGGCGGCUUCCUCGACGCUCUCUGCGGCGCCGGCGCCGGCCUGUUCGGGGCGCCCGGGGUCGCGGCAGGGGCCGGCGGCGGCGGGUCCCCGGAGGGGUCCUCGGUGUCGGACCCGGCGUGGGCGCGCGCCAGGGACAGCGGCAAUGCCAGGAAACGGAAGGCGCCUCCAGCCGGUACCGCCAACGGGAAAGAAGCCUGCUUGGGCAAGGUGUGGGAAACGACCAGCGCGGCUGGAGAGCCCAAGGGUCCGGACGGGAAGAAGGCCAGAGUGGGCGCCGGCGGGAGCCCCGUGAAGCCGAAGGUAGAGGAGGCGACGGCGAGCGACGGCUCUGUUGAAGACAAAGGGCAGAAAAAGGGCAAGGGAAAGAGCGCCAAGCCGCCGGUCGAGCCGCCCAAGGACUACGUCCAUGUCCGGGCGCGGCGAGGGCAGGCGACUGACAGCCACAGCCUUGCCGAGAGGGUUCGAAGAGAGAAGAUUAGCCAGAGGAUGAAAUUUCUUCAGGACCUCGUGCCAGGGUGCAACAAGGUGGUUGGCAAGGCACUCAUGCUUGACGAGAUCAUAAACUAUGUGCAAUCACUUCAGCAGCAAGUUGAGUUCCUGUCCAUGAAGCUUGCGACCGUGAAUCCACAACUUGACUUCAGCAACCUUUCUACACUCCUACACAAAGACAUGUACCAAGCAUGUGGCCCUUCAGUGAAUUCCGUCUUUCCACUGGAAAGUGCCGGUGCAGCUUUUCCAUUUUGCAACCAGGCAGAUCUUUUCCAGUCGUUUGGUUCGGGUGCUAUGGAGGAUCAGUGCUCCCUAAGUCUGUUAGACACGGCUCUACCCCACACAACCAACCCACAGUUUGCUUUUCAAAAGCAGCAAAGGGACUUCUGGGAGGAUGGCCUACAGAACGCUUUGCCUAUUGUGAGUGAGCAAGGCCAGGAGAAUGUGGUUUCAGCACCGAGUUUUGAUGGUCAGUUACAAGCUGAUCAGACAAAGAUCGAGUUCUAGGCCCCUGUGAUCUUCAAGGUUGAUAUUUUUGUAUAUAGGGAGUAUGAAGACCUGUGGCAAGUGAAACUCUCCUAAGCUGACCAUCAUUAGAGUUUAGGCCUUGUUUGGGACGGUGGGUGAGAAACGCGCGGCGCUUAUACGCGUAAGCGGCUCGGAGGCCGCUUUUGCGAUUCUGGCUCGCGUAGUUCUUUUUGCCGCGUUUUGCGUUGUGGGCGGCCGGCGGAUGCGCGUUCGUCGCGAGGCGGGAUUUUUUCGUGUUUCUCUCUCAUACGCGACGCGUCGCUGUCCCAAACAGGGCCUUAGGCCUGUGAACUGAUUCAUUCCAUGAUAUGCUGGAUGUACGGCAACUCAGAUUCUUCUCGUAGGGAUCAUAUGAUCUCGCAUGAUUAAAGUAGAUCGUGUAAUAGAUAUGGUGCAAAUAUUACAUGCACCAUCUUCUAAAAUUUCUACUAAUAUGUAAGAACGCUGGCUGGUAUUGGGAUGAUACCAUGUACUGUUGCAUUUUAUCUUAAGACGAAAAAUCAACGAAUUGGAUGUCUCUCCU
Panicum virgatum (switchgrass) is the source of this 2024-nucleotide messenger RNA. Its product is annotated as transcription factor BHLH089-like. The record is from RefSeq and is a predicted model, not a curated record. NCBI's taxonomy places the organism in Eukaryota, Viridiplantae, Streptophyta, Magnoliopsida, Poales, Poaceae. Gene Ontology annotation, molecular function: protein dimerization activity; DNA-binding transcription factor activity. Bases 410 to 1480 code for a protein of 356 amino acids. Gene Ontology annotation, cellular component: nucleus. The transcript has 8 exons. Gene Ontology annotation, biological process: regulation of DNA-templated transcription.